CUGAAAGAGAAUUUGUACAAAUGAAAAGAAAUGUAAGAUUGGACAUUUGGACACAAUUCAUGAAAACCAUCAAAUUUGGUCUCUUUCUGCGCUAAAACCACAAUUCGCGCUUUCUGGGGAUGGAGUUGGCGUGCUCAUCGUGCUCCUCUCCUCAGAUUUCAUCUGCAUUUAAUAACAGAAGAGUUCUUCCUCCAUUUUUAUGGAAAUUCACCUCCAGGCCCACCCACAAAGCUGCGAACUUUGCCCUAUUCAGACCUUCUUCCUCAGCUGCGGUUCAGCGUUCCAGAACCUUCUCUAAAACUGCUCCACUCAGACCGUGCAGUCGCAGCUCCAUUAGGGCGUUCUCUCAAGCUGGGGCUGCCGGACCUGAUGCAGGGUUCAAUAAAAUUUUACAGUUCCAAGAUGCAUUUUCGAGAUUUUUAAGGCCACAUACCAUACGUGGAACAACACUGGGGUCUAUAUCGUUGGUAGCAAGAGCUAUAUUUGAAAACCCAGAUCUUGUGAGUUGGUCAUUGUUACUCAAGGCGCUCUAUGGACUUUUUGCUCUCAUUUGUGGCAAUGGUUAUAUAGUGGGCAUUAAUCAGAUAUACGAUGUUGGAAUUGACAAGGUAAACAAGCCUUAUUUGCCUAUAGCUGCAGGAGACCUUUCGGUUCAGUCUGCAUGGAUCUUGGUGAAAUUGUUUGCUGUGGCAGGACUAGUGAUAGUUGGGAUCAAUUUUGGUCCAUUCAUAUGUUCUCUUUAUGCUCUUGGUCUAUUCCUUGGAACCAUCUACUCUGUGCCUCCUUUUCGCAUGAAGAGAUUCCCAACUCUAGCAUUUCUUAUAAUCGCUACGGUGCAAUUCUCCCUGAUUUGAUUUUUCUCAGUGGUUCUUACGUGGCAAAUACUCAUGCGCUUUUGGAAAAAUUAGAAAGAUAUCAGCCUAUGUAGAGUCAUUUCUGAAUAUAUGUUAUUGGUGAAUGAACCAAAAAACGUGGUAACUCAUAAAAUAGCUAUCUUUACAAUACUGACUGUUUUUUGAACUGCAGGUGAGAGGUUUUCUUCUUAAUUAUGGUGUUUAUUAUGCCACAAGAGCAGCUUUGGGGCUAAGCUUUGAAUGGAGUUCACCUGUGGCUUUCAUUACAGCUUUUUUCACCGUAUUUGCUUUGGUUAUUGCCAUAACUAAGGAUCUUCCAGACGUAGAAGGUGAUCAAAAGUUUCAAAUUUCAACUUUCGCUACAAAUCUUGGUGUGAGAAACGUAGCACUUUUGGGCUCUGGGCUUUUGUUGGUUAAUUACUUUGGUGCUGUAUUGACUGCAAUUUACAUGCCUCAUGCUUUUAACAGCAGGUUCAUGAUACCAAUACAUAUCAUACUGGCUCUGUGUUUAGUUUUGCAGGCGCGGUCUUUGGAAAAAGCAAAUUAUACUAAGGAAGCAAUUUUUGGCUACUACCGAUUCAUAUGGAAUCUCUUCUAUGCAGAGUACUUUUUCUUCCCAUUCAUCUAAAUCAAUACAUAAAUUAGUGUUCGCUUCGUUGGCAUUGGUAAAAUUUUAUUACCUGCGGUUAGCGGAGGAAGUGUGCAUUUAUAAGCAAGAAAAUGGAGCUUCAAAGUUAGGCAUUAAAGAUGCAGAAGAAAAAAACUCAUCUGGGAGUAGUUGAGAAUUGGGAGCUUGUUACUUGUUGUAGAUGCAGUAAAUAGACAAUGUAGUUGUUUCUCUGUGUUUAUAAGCUUUAAUUUAUAAAUCAACUGAUGACAUGUUUUUGUAUGCUUAUAAGCUGACUUAUAAGUUGAUUAAAAGCCGGGAAAAGUAAGCAAGCUUGACAUACCUUAUUUUUAAGCCAAUUUUUCAUUUCUUUGUUUUGAUCAGAUUAUUUAUAAAGCUAUCCUCACCAU
Molecule: messenger RNA, 1871 nt
Organism: Cuscuta campestris
Lineage: Eukaryota; Viridiplantae; Streptophyta; Magnoliopsida; Solanales; Convolvulaceae
Source: the annotation of a GenBank genome assembly